Messenger RNA from Penaeus monodon (black tiger shrimp), 3484 nucleotides. RefSeq lists its product as uncharacterized. NCBI's taxonomy places the organism in Eukaryota, Metazoa, Arthropoda, Malacostraca, Decapoda, Penaeidae. The transcript is spliced from 12 exons. The record is from RefSeq and is a predicted model, not a curated record. Bases 6 to 1658 code for a protein of 550 amino acids.
ACUUAAUGGCAGAUUCAGCACAUAGACCUACCUUGCAUCCUACGGGGGACAUGUUCUUGACGUUGUUCAGAGAUGGUCCUAAAGUCCUUAGCCUGUUCAUCGGCUGUUUAUUGGGCACUGCGUCCCUGCUCCCAAUAUCACAGGCAGCGCAAGAAGGCGAAGUAGCAGGAGUGGUCCUUCGUGAAGUCAGCAGAAAGCACAGAGCCUUUACCGUCUUUGCAUAUACAAAGGACAACUGUACCUCUUACAAUGGAACCAUGCGCAAGCUCGCUGUCAUCAGGGCAUGUGAAAGGCAAAUUCUUGGUCAUGAGCUCAUUUUUCUUUGUAAGGAAUCGAAAUAUUGCCCGUGGGUCGAAGAUAAGUAUACAGCCUAUUUUAACGUGACGGUGGAAGGGAAAAGCGCAGUCAUUAAAUUCCCUGCUACUGAGGACGUCGCGUUGGUACCGGAAGAUAUCUGGAUUUUUAAUAAUUGGACACAGAAGGGCAACACAUCCGAAUUAGUUGUCAAGAGGAAUGAAGAUAUGGUGUACAAACUUAGACUCAGUCCAGUAGAAAGUCCGCAAGAACAUCAAGAAGUCGACGGUGUUUUGUUCGAGAACAGCUCACUGAUAUUCCAGGCACAAUGGGACAACCUCGAGUACAAGAUUUACUACGUGUAUGUUGUUUUGUUCAACUUAUGUGACUCUGAGAUAAAGGAAUUCGAGGCUCCGAGGCUUCAUUACGUUCCAGAAGUGACGCAGCCCCAGAAGGAUUCCCCUGCGCGCUCUUGGGUGAAGCCCGUGCUGACGGCGUCGACGCUUCUGGCCGCGGCGGGGGUCGUGGGCCUCGCUUGCAGAGGUCAUCAGCCAUCUGUAGGCGCAUUAACCUCCGCCCCCCCAGGCCACCGCAGGGGCGCCGCCGCCUCGGAGCCGCCCCCGCGCGCGGAUCCGACGCGGGCGCCGCCGGCCGCCGCCGCGCCAAGCAAGGCCGUUCUGCUUGUCUACGCAAGCGACGUGAUUCCGCAAGCAAAGAAGCUUCUCGAAGAACUCAGAGAGAAAACGGCAUGUAAGAUUCUUGAUCUGCAUGAUGUCUACGAUUUCGACAAAUUGCAUGACUCGGCGGCGUGGCUGCUGCGUGCCCUCCGCAACCCGGCUGUUCUGAAGAUCCUGCUGGUUUCCGAAGACGACGAGAGACUGCAGAAUCUCCACAGGUCUUCCGUACGGAUUCCUGUGCAGGAUGGGGACCAGGUGCUACAGGGUAGCUCUUCCGGCGUCGAAGGAGGGAGAGGGCUGGAUGGCGGUUCAAGUUCCCUUCGUCAGGAUCUUGAGGAAGUACUCUCUCCUCUCGCACUUCCAGAGUCGCGGAAUAAAGAUUCUGAGACUUGUCCACAUCCUGGAGAGAAAGGCUGUAUUCUGCCAGGUAGUUCGACUGCGAACGAAAGUGAGUCUGGCGGAGAAAGACCGCUCGGCGAGGAGGGCAAGGAGGCGGCUUUGGGAUUCCUAUACGACUACAUGAUCCAUAUACAGGAAUCGUCAUGUUUGUUCAAAGACAACCUCGUCUACAAAGCCCAGUUUGCGGACGGCCCCCUGGAUCGGGUGACAGAGAGCCGCCUCUUCCUCCUCCCGCGCCAAAGCCACUUCCUCGUGCAGGCAAUCAACGCGUUUGUGGCCGGAGAGUGAGUGCGGGAAUACCCAAAGGCCUUGGUAGUGUGUGCAGACUGUCGAGGCUUCCAGUCCACCGAAGGAGAUGAGAGUGGGAACGUCGUCGCCCUCGCUUUUGCCGAGGGAGGACUUACUCUGUGUGUGUGUGUGUUGUGUGUGUGUGUGUGUGUGUGUGUGUGUGUGUGUGUGUGUGUGUGUGUGUGUGUGUGUGUGUGUGUAGGACAGCUGCCUUGGCAUUGUUCCUCCUUGUUACCGAACGAAGUAUGAACAGAAUUCAUUGGUUCUGCAGAUAUGCGUUAACCGAAUAGAGGUUUCAUAUUUCGUAUCUUAAUUGUCAAGUGUAGAAACUUUUAUAUUGGCAUUUAUGUGAACUUAAUAUAACGAAUAAUACUGUCAAUAUAAUGAGAAAUGUUGCAGCGCCUGACAUCUGAAAUUGUAUAGAUGCUUAUUGAUCAAAUAUGGACGCACUUGUACAUGAUAAAAUUAUAUUCUAUAAGAAGUUGUAAAAGCCCUUCUUUGUCAGGUGGGAGUAGAGAAAAGGGCUUCCUAACGACUGAAUUUGUCAAAAUAGUAUAUUCAUCUGUAUUUUGGAUAUUCAUGAUUGUUACCUGUUACUAAUGAUGUUUUGAGUGAUAAAGCUAACAACACGUAUCUCUUAAGAUUUAACUGCAGCAAGCACUGCGGGUGAAAUCUGUCGCUUGGCUUGACUCGCUUUACAACACAUGAUUUGAUGCGCUGUUGCCAUAAGUUUGGCUCCGCCCUAUUCCUGGGAAUCUACAUAAGUUUACAGUUUGUGAUUUUUAUUUUAUUGAUUUUUUUUUCUACACCAUUACACAUUACUUUGGGUUUCUUCAUACUGCAAAAUCACAGCUAAUAUAAAAUGCAAGCUUAUAUUAUCUUUAAAGUGUUAUAGCUAGUAAGCAACCCCGAAAACAAUAGUUCUUUUGGAUUUCUAAAUUUGAAGAUAUCUUUAUUAUUGCUCUAAACGCAUUAUAUAUACAUUAUGGUAUGCCUUUACUGCUCUGUAGUAAAUUUGCGUGCAUUACAACUAUUUUCAUGCUUGUUCAUUCAUUUUCAUCACAGAUCAAUUAUAAUAUGAAGCCACGCCCCCAAAAGUGCCAUGACGGCUUUUAAAGAGACCUCUGGCUCCUAAUUGAAAAGAGAUUAUGAAUUGCAUUUGGCAUGAGUGCUGUGGAUGAUAACCUAGCCAAAAUAUCUAUAAGAUUUGAGAGAAUCUUUGUUGCAGCUACGUUUAAUUCAAGUUCAUUGCUGGAUAAGGUAUUAUUUUAAUUAUGCGAAGAGAAUUCAGGCGAGCUAUUGGGGGUCACGUGGCCUUGGGGCGUAGGGAUUCCUAAAAGUACGGGUUCCUCUAGUUCCUUUUCCUGAAGAUGGUUCUGGUGUGAUCUUCCCAUAAAGCGAGAGGUUAUAGUGGCGCCUAUUUACAGUCAAGGAACGCCUUGGGGGUACUGAAGCACUGAUAAGAACUGACCUCGCUUCUGUGUAGCGAGAAAAGGGUAUCACGAGAUUCGCCUAUUUGAAGAUCUCCUAACAGAAGAUAAGAACGAAAUUGAUAAAAUCACCAACAACAGGAGCUCAUUUGUUACCAUAUUUGCACCGCUUCUGAUCCUGUCUCCAAUGCACAGAAAUAGUUACAAGCGCCCUGUUAUCUCUGUUCUUUGUAUGGGGUAUAAUGUUAUGUUGAUUGAACAUGCACUUGCAAGCACUACCCAGAUAAAUACACGCACAAUAUAAGAAUCCUAUAAUUGUACUGCAUCAGUCCCCUCUUUUUCAAAAGCCUCAAGAGAGAAAAAAUCACAAAUCAUCUGAACCUAAAGCUUCAUAUA